This is a messenger RNA of Oldenlandia corymbosa var. corymbosa, 1962 nucleotides long. NCBI's taxonomy places the organism in Eukaryota, Viridiplantae, Streptophyta, Magnoliopsida, Gentianales, Rubiaceae. The record is from the annotation of a GenBank genome assembly.
GAGACCUUAAAGGUUAAAGCCUCAGAUGCAUUUCUGUAUUUCCUUUUGAGAGAGAGAUAGAGACAGACUUAUUGUUGAGAAGAAAAAACCAGAAAAAAAUGAAGGUAACUGAGUUAGCCUCAGCAAUUGGAGGGGUAAUGUUCUUAUGGGGUACUGUUUCACAAUUUCUGCCGAUGAACUAUCGAUAUCGGAUUAAGAAUUGGUGUUCCAAGCUCUUAAAUUCGAUCUUUCCUCGUACCUACAUCAUCUUCCAUGAGUUCUGUUCUGAUGGCCAGUCCAGUGAAGCCUACACUUGCAUCAAGAACUAUCUGGGCACUAAAUCCAUCAACAAAGCACAGCUUCUCAAUGCAGAAAAAACCCGGAACAGCAAAUCCCUGGAAUUCACUCUGGCUGGUGGUGAUGAAGUCAUGGAUGAAUUUCACAAUGUCAAGGUAUUGUGGGUCUCUUCUGAGGAAACCAUCAAGAACAAUGGCGGCGGCGGCGACGGUAAGCCGUUUGAGAAGCGGAAAUUCAUCCUGAAAGCCCAUCCGAGGUACCGGGAGUUUGUCAUGGGAGAUUACUUGAACCAUGUGAUGAAAGAAGGGAAAACAAUUGAGUACCAGAACAAGAAAAGGAGGCUUUACACCAACAACAAAGAUCAGGGCUAUAUUUACUGGAGGCCCAAGUGGAGUUUCAUAAAUUACCAUCAUCCUGCAACUUUUGAUACCCUGGGGAUGGAUCCUCAGAAGAAGGAAGAAAUUCUUGUAGAUCUUGAAUCCUUCAAGAAAGGGAAGGAUUAUUACAAGAAGGUUGGGAAGGCUUGGAAGAGAGGAUAUCUUCUUUAUGGUCCUCCUGGAACUGGAAAAUCAACCAUGAUUGCAGCAAUGGCUAAUUUAUUGGAUUAUGACAUUUAUGAUCUGGAGCUCACCUCUGUUAAGGAAAAUGCAGAGUUGAAGCAGCUGUUGAUUGAAACGAGUACCAAAUCGAUCAUCGUCAUCGAAGAUAUAGACUGCUCGCUGAAUCUAACAGGAACCAGGAAGAAAAAUGAGAAAGGGUCAGAAGAGAAGAAUGAUGAUAAUGCUGAGAAGAAGAAGAAGAAACAGAGAGAAACAGAGGAUCCUCAGAAGAGUAAAGUUACACUAUCUGGGCUGCUGAACUUCAUUGAUGGGAUUUGGUCAGCAUGUGGGGAAGAAAGGAUCAUCAUAUUCACAACAAAUCAUGUCGAAGACCUCGAUCCGGCGUUGAUUCGUAGAGGAAGAAUGGACAUGCAUAUUGAGAUGUCCUACUGCAAAUUCGAGGCGUUUAAGAUCUUGGCUAAGAAUUAUCUGGAUAUUGAUGAACACCCUUUGUUUGGAGAAAUCAGAGAAUUGUUGGAAGAAAAUGAUGUUAGCCCUUGUGAUGUGGCUGAGAACUUGAUGCCAAGAGGGAAAUCCAGUGAUCAUGUGGAGAGUUGUUUACUGAGACUCAUUGAAUCUAUCACAGCCAACCAGAAAAGCAAAGAAGAAAAGGAAGAGAAAGAGGAAUUUCUUCAGGCCGACCAAAACGCUAUAACUUCUUGAGUGAUUGUCUAGAGAAAUAUGAUAAUCAAUCUUGGUAAAUUUUCGAUGUUGAUAGUCAGUUUGAUAAUUGGUAAGUUUAUUAUCAAAAAAAAAAAAAAAGAGAAAAGAAAAGAAGAAGAUGAUUACUAAGUAAGUUAGGUACUUAGGUUUGCUGUUUAGGAUUCUGAAGCAGGUGAGCCCUUCUAGUUUAUCUUUCAUCCUUUGCUUUAACAAAAUUCUAACUGAACUAGAAUUUUGAUAGUAUCAAUCUUGUUGCAAAUGUCUAUCCUAGUUUGUUUUUGACUUGAUAGUAUCAAUCUAUGAAGCUGUUCUUAUUACUCAAAAAUGUCCCAGUUUUAGUAGUUUGGUGUUUCUUUUUUAGAAUAAUAAAGUAAUUAAAGUUUCUGAGGGUUGAAAUUUACUAGAGCUAUAAAAUAAAUUUGGG